Sparassis crispa is the source of this 789-nucleotide messenger RNA. RefSeq lists its product as hypothetical. Lineage: Eukaryota; Fungi; Basidiomycota; Agaricomycetes; Polyporales; Sparassidaceae. The transcript has 9 exons. The record is from RefSeq and is a predicted model, not a curated record. Bases 1 to 789 code for a protein of 262 amino acids.
AUGUCCGGAUCCAUUCGCCCUGUUAUCGUGAUUGCAGGAAUCGGCAACGCCACGGGAACUGGAUUUGCGACGGCCCGUGUCUUCUCCAAGGCAGGAUAUCGCGUUGCCUUGAUUGCGCGGAACGCUGGGCACUUGGAUAAAGCUGCCAAGGUCCUCAAACAAGAGGGUGGCGAAGCCGCAUCCUUUCCUGUGCAGGAGUAUUCGUGGGCUGCCAUCACCGAUGUUUUCCAAGUCAUUAAGGCGUAUAAAUGGCCAUCUCCUGCGAAGCACGAGAUUCGUGUCGCCCUCUGGAACGCCGGCACCGGAGUUUGGAAGCCCUUCCUUGACAUCACUGAACAAGAGGUGCAAUCCGUGAUCGACAGUACCAUCGUCGGGCCAUGGGCGUUCUCCCACCAGGUCCUAUCAAUCUUCAAGCAGAAUGAAGUAGACGAGCUUGGGAAGCGUGGGACGCUGCUGUUCACCGGCGCCACGGCCAGCUGGAGAGGUAAUGUGACGACGAGUGCGUUUGCUGCCGGGAAGUUUGCUCUGCGCGCUCUCAGCCAGAGUUUGAACAAGGAAUUCGGAAAGCAGAACAUUCAUGUCGCCCACUCGAUUAUUGACGGAGGAAUUCUCACUGAUCGCAGCGCGGGACGAUUAACUGACCCGGCUGCCCUGAAAGAGUACAGGGAAAACGCGAAUGUCAGGUUGGACCCCGAGAGCAUUGGCAAGGCCUAUCUCUACCUUGCCAAUCAAGACAAUUCCGCCUGGACCUGGGAGCUCGACCUUCGUCCUGCCCACGAGAAGUGGUAA